CUCGGUGUCAAUGGCACCGUGGCGCAGACAUACCGUCGGCCGGGUAUCGCGACCAAAGUUCCAAUGGAUCGUCAUUUGUUUUGGAGUGCUGCUAAGCUUUGCCAAUGAUUCAAACGGAUAUUUUUACAGCGAUAGUAGUGCGGAAACAAGCAACGAUCGGUUUUGCUUCUGUCAGCUUCAAGGGACGAUCGAUGAUUGCAGCUGCAGUGUGGAUACGGUGGAUUAUUACAACAAUGUAAAAAUCUAUCCCCGUUUGAAAAGUUUGCUGGUAAAAGAUUUCUUUCGCUACUACAAGGUGCACCUGAACAAAGAGUGCCCGUUCUGGGUCGACGACAGCAAGUGUGCGAUGCGAUUCUGCCAUGUGGAACACUGCGAGGAGAAAGAUAUCCCACCGGGGCUGAAAGGUGACGCGUCGUCUUAUCAUAAGUACAUUAAAGAGGUGCAAACUUUAACGAACUGCAACGAAGACUUGGACGUAGAACUGGGCUACCUCAACACAAGCAUCAGCGAUAAAGCGCACAAAGAGUUCCAGCGAUGGGCGGACUAUGACGAAGCGCAAGAUAAUUUCUGCAUUCUCGACGAUCACGAGCCCGGCGCAGAGUACGUGGAUCUUUUACUGAACCCGGAACGCUACACCGGGUAUCGGGGUGAAUCAGCACGACGGAUCUGGAGCAGUAUCUAUCUGGAAAAUUGCUUCCAAGCACAUUCUGUGAAGAAGAAAAAUGCUUACUCGGCCAUGAUUCCCUACCAGGAUAUGGCCCGCAACGAGGUGUGCCUGGAGCAUCGUGUAUUUUAUCGUAUGAUUUCCGGUCUGCACUCGAGCAUCAACAUUCAUCUCUGUGCCAACUAUCUACUGUCGGAGAAGGGUACGCUCGGUUUUAUGGCACCUACCGGCGUGUGGGGACCGAACAUGGAAGAGUUUGAACGGCGCUUCAGUCCCCACAUGACGGACAAUGAAGGAUCGCACUGGUUAAGAAACUUGUACUUCGCGUACCUCGUGGAACUGCGAGCUUUAGCCAAAGCGGCGCCGUACUUAAGGAAUGAGGAAUAUUUCACCGGGCUGGAAAAGGACGAUCGCGAGGUGAAAACGGCAGUCAAGGAUUUGCUAACCGUCAUUGAAGGCUUUCCGGCCCAUUUCAACGAAACCGCUAUGUUUAGCGGUGGCACAUCGUCGAUCAAGAUAAAGCACGAGUUUCGGGAAAAGUUUAUGAACAUUUCGAAAAUUAUGGAUUGUGUCGGGUGCGACAAAUGUCGGCUGUGGGGCAAGUUGCAGGUGCAGGGUAUGGGAACGGCACUAAAAAUUCUAUUCUCUGGCAAGUUUGACGAUAAGAUCGAUGCUGGAUUUGAUACGAGGCUGAAGCAACAGUCACCAUCGUUGAGGCUGAAGCGCGGUGAAAUAGUGGCACUAUUUAACGCAUUUGGAAGGCUUUCGACGAGCAUACAUGAAUUGGAAGAGUUCCGCCAACGAAUGCGAUGAGCGUGUAAGCGGUAUCAGCGUUUUAUCCC
Molecule: messenger RNA, 1506 nt
Organism: Anopheles maculipalpis
Lineage: Eukaryota; Metazoa; Arthropoda; Insecta; Diptera; Culicidae
Gene: Ero1L
Product: ero1-like protein
Exons: 6
Coding region: 11-1477 (488 amino acids)
Biological process (GO): protein folding in endoplasmic reticulum
Cellular component (GO): endoplasmic reticulum membrane; endoplasmic reticulum
Molecular function (GO): FAD binding; thiol oxidase activity; protein-disulfide reductase activity
Source: RefSeq, a predicted model, not a curated record